Saccostrea cuccullata (small rock oyster) is the source of this 630-nucleotide messenger RNA. Its product is annotated as octapeptide-repeat protein T2-like. The transcript has a single exon. Lineage: Eukaryota; Metazoa; Mollusca; Bivalvia; Ostreida; Ostreidae. The record is from RefSeq and is a predicted model, not a curated record. Bases 1 to 630 code for a protein of 209 amino acids.
AUGGAAGAGAGGCAGAAAGAGAGAAUGGAAGAGAAGCAGAAAGAGAGAUUAUGGAAGAGAGGCAGAAAGAGAGAAUGGGAGAGACAGAAAGAGAGAAUGGAAGAGAGGCAGAAAGAGAGAAUGGAAGAGAAGCAGAAAGAGAGAUUAUGGAAGAGAGGCAGAAAGAGAGAAAGGAAGAGAAGCAGAAAGAGAGAUUAUGGAAGAGAGGCAGAAAGAGAGAAUGGGAGAGACAGAAAGAGAGAAUGGAAGAGAGGCAGAAAGAGAGAAUGGGAGAGGCAGAAAGAGAGAAUGGAAGAGAAGCAGAAAGAGAGAAUGGAAGAGAGGCAGAAAGAGAGAAAGGAAGAGAAGCAGAAAGAGAGAAUGGAAGAGAGGCAGAAAGAGAGAAAGGAAGAGAAGCAGAAAGAGAGAAUGGAAGAGAGGCAGAAAGAGAGAAUGGAAGAGAGGCAGAAAGAGAGAAUGGGAGAGGCAGAAAGAGAGAAUGGGAGAGGCAGAAAGAGAGAAUGGAAGAGAGGCAGAAAGAGAGAAUGGGAAAGAGGCCGAAAAAGAGAAUGGGAAAGGCAGAAAGAGAGAAUGGAAGAGAGGCAGAAAGAGAGAAUGGGAGAAAGAGAAUUGGAAAGAGAGAAUGAGUGA